UUCCUGCCCGUGUCAGAACUUCCCCGCUCUCCUCGCCACAAAAUAGACCCUGAAACUCGGAAGGAGGAGCUGAGAAGGGCCCCGCCGCCUCGCCUCAGGAGUUGUGCCCGGCCGGCUUCCUGAAGCGCCUCUCCUUGACCAGAGAAGCGUAGCCGCUCCCUUUCGCAGCCGCCCUCGCGGUACGAACAAGCGGGCGGGGAGCGGAGUGCGCUUCUCGAGGCCGGCCAGAAAGCAGGCGGGGAGCGAAAGGUCUAGCAAAGAGAUCCUAAUGUCUUCAGAUGAAUUUCCAGCUCUGUCACAAGAUGAACUCCGGAGAAGAUUAUAUCAGACAUUUAAGAGCCGAGGUGUUUUGGAUUCACUUAAGACACAGCUUCGAAACCAGCUCAUACAUGAUCUAAUGAAUCCUAUUUUAAGUGGAAAAAUUCAGCCACAAGCUGUUUCUAGUGAAUGCAGUUCAUUGUUAAUUGGUGCUUCUAACAGUCUGGUGGCAGAUCACCUGCGCAGAUGUGGCUAUGAAUAUUCACUGUCUGUCUUCUAUCCAGAAAGUGGAUUAGAAAAGGAUAAGGCGCUCACCAUGCAAGAUUUACUACAGCUGAUAAGGAUCAAUCCAAAGACUGAUCUUUACAAAGCACUGAUUUCAGCUUCAGAAAAAGAGAAUACAAAAGGCUUUCUUGUACAGAUAUUAACUGAACUGCUAGACCAUAGCCUGCAUAAGCAGAUCUGCAACACAGAAACUCAGACCAGUCCCACACCUGGUAAAGAAUCCCUUGCUGAGAAACUUCAACUGAUUGAUGAACAGUUUGCAGACAUGUAUCCUCAGUGCCACAAAUCUGAAUCGUUUGAAGUAAAACUUGCUGAAUAUAGAAAAGAAGUAGAACAGCAGCUUCAAGAGGAAAUGUCUCAGAAGCUGCAACACUUCAAAGAGGUUGAAAUAGCCAAAAUUAAGAUGGACGAGAGAGCACAAUCCCAGAAAGAGAUUUCAGAGCUUCGUAAAGAAUUUGAAAAAGUUCACAGAGCCAAGUCAGAGGCUCUAAGCUCUCGAGAAAGAAAUGCUAUUGAGAGGCUUCAGAAGCAGCAAGAGAUUGAUGCAAGGGAAAUUUAUCUGCAAAGGCAAAGCCUGCUGAAAGAUAUUGAAACAGUAAGAUCCCGAGAGGCCGAACUGAAGCAGAGAAUAGAAGCUUUUGAACUAGCUCAAAACCUUCAAGAAUCAAAAAAUAAAACUGUAGAAGAUGCACUUCGUCAUCGAGAGGUAACUGUGAAGAACAUUGAAGAGACUUACGACCAGAAACUAAAGAAUGAACUCCUAAAGUAUCAGCUUGAACUAAAUGAAGAAUAUAUAGCUAGAACCAAGAAAAUUACUGAAGAUGAGAAAAAAAUGAAAGAUAAAGCUAUGCUUUUGCAUGAAGAGACCAUUUCCCUUAAUUCAAAAAAGCAAGAAUUUGAACAUGCUAUAUCACAUUCAAAAGAGCUUGAGCUGGAAAUAGAUUCAGUCAAGGCUCAAGUUUUAUUAUUAAGCAAGCAAAAUCAGUUGAUGACAAAAAAACUGGAAGAAGUCUCAGAUUAUCCAACACUAAAAGAAGAGAAAAUGGAACUUCAGGUGCAGAAUAAGCUACUCAAACAACAGUUGGAAGAGGCGCGCAAUGAAAACUUGGAACUCCGAGACAAGUUGAGUCGGCCAUCAGCUGAAUAUUUGGUCCUUGAGGCAGAGCUGAAAAGAGCAAAACAUGCUAGGAAGCUUGAAGGUGAAGAAUCUGACACUCAUAAGCAGCUCUUGGAAAAACAGUUACAAAAUGAGAUUGAACAUUGUGUACAGCUGAAGACUCAGUUGUCAGAAUGUGAAAAUACUAUCAGGAAGUUAAAUGCCCAAAUGGAAGACCUUAAGCUACAACUGAAACAGACACAGACAGCAUUAGAGAAUGAAGUAUAUCGGAAUCCAAAGCCCUCUUUGGUUGAUCGUUCUGUCAUUGACUUGUUUGGUGACAAGACUGUACCUCCUGAUAUUUAUAUAGAUGGUGCUUUCCUGAAAACACAGCCAAUGGCUGAUUUUAUUGGAAUGGGAAAUGGUACAAGCCCCAGACAUCAUCACCACGUGCUGAAAUCUAACACUUCACAAGAUUCUGAUUUAGAAUUUGUAGCUAAUACAAAGGCUAGAAUAAAAGAAUUGGAGAGAGAAGCUGAAUAUUUAGAAGAGGCCUACAGGAAUUACCAAUACAGAGCCAUUCAAACCACAGCUGGCCCAGCAAAAACCACAUUCUCCUCUCCUAUGGCAAGUAACUUUAACAUGGCAUCUCGCCAAAGACUUUGGUUUGCACAGGAUGAUCUAUAUUCCCAAGAAGUACCCUUUCACUGCCAAAAAAAUAAAAGCUAUAGAUGGACACCAGGAAAUGGGGAUCACUUGAAAGAUCAUCUAACCCCUCCACGGAAGAAGUCUACUUCUAGACGUCUGUCUUCUACUCCUGUUUCCAAAGCAAAGAGAAAUAUUAGUAACAAGCUGUUUUCUGAAGAUACAGUUGCCUCAUCUUUUGCUGCCCCUCAUCAGAAUGCAGACCAGCCUCUCUCCCCCAUUCAAAGAACAGGCAACCUUUCAUCUCCUGAUCAUGCUUCUAAUAUAUCAGUUUCUUCUUCCCCAGCCUCCUGCAAACAAAAACUAAGUCUUCAGCAGCAGCAAGGUGAAACUCAGGGUGUUAGUGACUCUGCAAAAUCUGAGAGGCUCCUGUAUAAAGACCUUGGAAAUGAUGACUCUGAGCUUGGAAAUGAUGAGUCUGCCAGUAAAUAUCAAGAGGACAUUCCAGAGCAGCUCGAAAGCGAUGUGUCACAUCCAUCUCACAUUGUUAGUGGAAGCCAUGUUCCGGCUACUGUGCCAGCAGCGGGCACUUCACAGCAGGACAUAAGUGGAGCAGAAGUAACAGCCCUGGAGAAACAAAAGCAUCCUGAAGAACAGGAGGAAGAAGAGGAGGAGGAGGAGCAGGAGGAGCAAAAAUGGGAAGAGAGGGAAGGAAAAAGGCAGCAAGAGAGGCAGGACACUUUGGAAAGAGAGCAAGGAGAACUGGAAAAAGCAAAUGAAGAAUUGUGUAUGCAAGAGGCAGUGGAAACCGAGAAAAAGCAUGAAGAUGUGGCAGAUUUGAAAACCAUUAUCUCAAAGUCUGAAGAGCAUGGUGGAGAUGCUAUUACUAAUCCACUGGAAAAAUACAUGAAAAUAAUACAGCAGAAUCGGGAGCAGGAGUUUGCAAAUGAGGACUUCAAGAAAGAAGCUGAAGUACUUUCUGAGAAACUCUCAGGUAGUGGAAAGGAGGACAGGUAUGUAUCUUGCUAGUGCUUGACAUGUAUGGUUCAUAUUUAUUUUUGCUUUUUUAUCAAGUGGGGCCUUUUUGCAUUAAAACAAAUCCUUUCCAUUAAACACUUUUAAUUGCAUACUAAUUACACUUGUCUGAUAAUCUUUACUGUAUUGCAGUUGAAUUAAGAUUUGUUAAAGUUUUAAAGCAAAUGUCAAAAGAAUGGAUUGCAUUCUAAGUUUAUUUGAGCAGGUCUCUAUUUAUAGAUUGUUUGUGAUAGCAGAUGUUGGGGAAGCAGAUUUCACCACAUUCCUAUAAGUGUUCAAAUUAUCCCUCCCCUAAAAAAACCUCCUCUAGAUGAUUGGGCGACUUAUGAUUUGAUGUGUAUGCUGUGUGAGGGAAGGGUAGAUGAGAAUCCUAAGAAGGAAGUGUAUUAGACUGUUUCAAAAUUCAUUAUUAUCUGUGUUCCAGCUUUAGUGCUGCAGCCACUCUUCAUGGAGAGCCUGAUGAUGAUUUCUGGUGAAUAUCAAUUAGCAGGGGCUGCUUGACCAGAGAAGUGGACUUCUUUUUCAUCAGAGGAAGCACCACAAACUAGGGUGAGAUUCUGAACAUUGGAAUAUUGCCAUCUGCAUAAUUCAGGAAGAACAUACUAAAAGUGAAACAUUGCUGUUUGUUGGCACAAAGUUGCUAUCAGUGCUACUGAAACAAUGUUUCAGAGAAUUGCUUCCUACCUGAACAACCAAUUUUACGUGUUUAGAAUAUGCCAGUACAAUAAAGAUAGCUUUUUAUAAAGGCAGUGGGGGAAACAAUCAAAUCAGGUUGAUUUACCUUGUUAUACAAAUGAAUAUUUUUUUAAAAAUAAAGCGUCAGUCAUAGAAAAUUCUGUGUUUAAAUCUAUUUGAAAUAUUUUAUUCCAGAGUUUAUAUUACAGACUUUACAGAUGAUUGACCAGCUGUCUAUAUAAGCAUAGCUCAGAGCUCUAGAAUGAAAACAGUGUUUAGACAUUUAAGUUUUGGGGUAAUGUGCUUAAGCAGCUUUUGACUUUAUUGAAUAGUGACGCUACAAUUUCCUGCUGCUGCACAUCCUUUAGCUACUCUUUAAAAACAAACAAGGGCAUCAGCAAGAGUUCAGUCAAGCACACUUUAAAAAUUAAGUGCUUGUAAUUGGGACUACUUCCUAUUAAAAGUACAUGGUAUUGAAAACGAUGAUUUACACUAUUAUGAUGUUUAAAUUAUGAAACUGGCCUGAAAAAGUGGGGCAACUGUGUCUGAACUCACUAAAAUUGAAUAUUAUCAACUCAUUUUAGAGGACAGUUCCUUGGGAAAGUGAUGAAAGAAUUAACCCACUUUACAAGCUUUGUAAUUAGUGGGAAAUGCUGGUACAGCUGAAUCGAUGGCACCUGAUUUGUUGAAAUGCCAGAGAUUUUGGAAGUUGAAAUAUAUCCUGGCUUCAUGUAGUUUGACCACACUGCAUUAAAAUAAUGAAACAUACUAUAAAUGGGAAAGUUUUGCAGUGAGCUUAUGAGAGACGCCAGGCAUGCCUCAGGCAGUUCUCCUAAGACAAAUUUGAGCAAAUAGUACUCUGAUUCAAAAUCAAUUACUGAGAACAGGCCCUUGCAGAUGAGCAUCUUUCAAAACACUUUUGCAUAUCUGUGUUUGCUAAUUUGACUGCUCUCAUUUCUUAAGAGCUAGAAACUAACAAAUUUAUGUUUAUGUCAAACUGUAUCAAACCUGAACUGUGAAAUACACUAUUGUUGUUUUUUGCCCCAAAGGUAAACUAAUAGUGGCAAAUCCAUAUGCCAAAUAAUGUGCACACUUUUUGAAAGUCAGACCCAGUCCAGAGGCACCCUAGCACUGAAGGAUAUCACAUCUUGAUAAGAUGCAGGGAAAGAUCUAUCUUCCUAUGUCCAUUGGUUGCCAUAUUUUUCAGUAGAUGCUAAAACUUCCAAUUAUGUGUCACCCAAACACUAGCUUUGGGAUGGCUGUCUAUACUGCUACAACUGUUUCAAAACCUUCUUAAAAUAAGCAUACACAAAUAUUGGUUCUAUUAUCUACAAAUAUUUAUUGUAACACUUGGAUAUAACUACAGGAAGCCCUUGGCACUGAUAGAAAAUAUUGAUUCACGGUUAGGUUACAAAAAUUUAUACAUAGCAAAAUUUAAUGCUCUUUACAUAAAAAAUAUUAGACUACUUAAACAAAACUUCAAAAAAC
Podarcis muralis (Common wall lizard) is the source of this 5482-nucleotide messenger RNA. Lineage: Eukaryota; Metazoa; Chordata; Lepidosauria; Squamata; Lacertidae. The record is from RefSeq and is a predicted model, not a curated record.